AUGGGAGUUAGCCCCAACCCCAAUUGGGACCCUGCCCUUUCUGCAAAGGUAACCACUGGAGGUCUAACUUCCUCCCUUGUAUCAUACCCAGUUGUACCCCAGGGAUAUCAACCUCUCCAGAAGCGUCCAGAGGACUCCUAUGAGGGCCUCGCAGAGUCUGAUGAUCUCAUCCCAUACAGGAAGCAGGCGGGGGGAGUUCGGGCUUUCCCGGGACCCCCGCGAGGUCGCGAAGGCCGCGCGGACGCAGGGCUUCAUCCCUGGCCGUUCCCUUCUCUUUCGCUGGGCCCUGCGCGCGCGCGCACCCGCUGGCCGCCAGACCCGCACGCCACAAGCUGGGCGCACGACCCAGGCCGCAAACGCCAGACGUGGUCCGGGCCCCGCAAAGCGGUGCGGAGGGCCGGCUGUGUUUGCUGCGCCCCUGGCUCACGCAGCCUCCGCUCCGUCAGCCCCGCCCUUCGCGCCGGCUCCACCAAUCAUGGGCCUCGUCGCUGCAGCCGCACCUGCAAGGAGGAGCCCGCGCGCUGCCGCCGCCGUCGCAGCGUCCCCGCCCCGUUCGCGGCGUCCGGCGAUCACACGCCGCGGCGCCCGGCUCCCCGCAGGCGAGGAGCGGAAGCCGCUAUCCGGGAGGCGAACGCUGGCCCGACUGAGCCGCGGCAACGGCGAGGUGCGGUGCUGGGACGCUCCGCGGACCCCACGACCCGGAGCGUGCGAGCGCCCCGAGCGGGCAGCCCGGCCGGGGAAGGCGGCCGCGCUCGGGCGCCCCUUGCGCAGCGCUCCAUGCCCGUGUGGUGCUGCCGCUGCUCCCUGGCCGGUCAUUUCAGAAACUAUAGUGACACCGAAACUGAAGGAGAAAUUUUUAAUUCCUUAGUGCAAUAUUUUGGUGAUAAUUUGGGGCGAAAAGUUAAAACGAUGCCAUUAGUUGAAGAAACUUCUUUACUUGAAGGUUCAUCAGUCAGUUUACCUGUGGUAAUAAUAGGAAAUGGACCCUCAGGAAUAUGCCUUUCUUAUAUGUUAUCAGGCUACAGACCAUAUUUAGCACCAGAAGCAAUACAUCCAAAUGCAAUCUUGCAUAGUAAAUUAGAAGAAGCCAGACACCUUUCCAUCGUUGAUCAGGACUUAGAGUACUUGUCUGAAGGCCUUGAGGGCCGAUCAUCCAAUCCAGUUGCAGUGCUUUUUGAUACACUUCUUCAUCCAGAUGCUGAUUUUGGAUAUGAUUAUCCAUCCAUUUUGCACUGGAAACUAGAACAACAUCAUUGUAUCCCUCACUUAGUUCUUGGUAAAGGACCACCUGGCGGAGCUUGGCAU
This is a messenger RNA of Castor canadensis (American beaver), 1305 nucleotides long. The record is from RefSeq and is a predicted model, not a curated record. Lineage: Eukaryota; Metazoa; Chordata; Mammalia; Rodentia; Castoridae.